Molecule: messenger RNA, 2118 nt
Organism: Anastrepha ludens (Mexican fruit fly)
Lineage: Eukaryota; Metazoa; Arthropoda; Insecta; Diptera; Tephritidae
Gene: SCAR
Product: actin-binding protein WASF3
Exons: 6
Coding region: 223-2004 (593 amino acids)
Biological process (GO): positive regulation of Arp2/3 complex-mediated actin nucleation; actin cytoskeleton organization
Cellular component (GO): SCAR complex; cytoskeleton
Molecular function (GO): protein kinase A regulatory subunit binding; Arp2/3 complex binding; actin binding
Source: RefSeq, a predicted model, not a curated record
CUAAUUAGUAUUUGUGUGUCAUUUUCAUAUCGAUUAGAUGUAAAAUUAUUCCUCUGAAAUAUUUGUGGUAUUGUGGGGCUAGCUAAGAUCAGAAAAUAAAAAUCUAAUGUGAUUUGAUUUCAAUAGAAACCGAUAUUAUUAUUGGUCAGCAAAUAGCUGAGGCUGAACGAAGUAAGAUUGAGUAUUUAAUGGAUUCAGAAAAUAUUUGAUUACGAUAUAAAAAUGCCCCUCCCAAAACGAUCCAUUGAGCCAAUUCACGUCUCACGAUCCGCUUACCAACAAGAUGAGCUUCAAAUCAUUGAACUGGAAACUGUGACAAAUACAGCACUUACUAAUAUUAUUCGCCAGUUAUCGUCUUUAUCCAAGCAUGCAGAAGAUAUUUUUGGGGAACUUGCUCGAGACGUGGGGAAUAUUAGUAACCGAGCGAAUUCUUUGCAGGCGCGAAUAGAUCAUUUAUCAAUAAAAGUGACGCAAUUAGAUAGCACAAUGGAAGAUGUGCCGUUGACUGAUAUUACAAGAAAAAAAGGUUUUCGAUCCACCAAAAUAUUCGAUCAAAAAAUUUUUUCCCAUUCAACAAUGCCGGCUCCCAUGCUAGAGACGUAUUCGAUGUGCGAUAAACCACCGCCAUUAAACAAAUUGAAUAAUUACCGAGACGACGGUAAAGAUGGCCUUAAGUUUUAUACCGACCCCAACUACUUUUUUGAGUUAUGGCGGCAAGAGAUGCUAAAAGAUACGGAGAGGGUUAUGCAUGAUAAAGGAAAAAAAUUAAAUCGCCCUCGUCAAGAUGGUGGAAAUAAUUGCAUUAGUAUUGCAGGAAGUAAAAAGCGAGUCAGAAAGCCUCACAAUACUAGAGAAAAACAAAGAUUGCUUGCCAUUGGACAAGGAGAGACUCUGAUGCCAAACAAUAUUAGCUACCAAACUCCAAAUUCAAUUAUCAACAUGGAAACCGGAUAUGGCAACGUUAUAGAGUCACGACACCAUCGUCCAAAUUCGAUUGACCUCCGUAAUAUCUGUAAUUCCGAACAAGCGAUCGGCGGUUUUUGCAGUCCCGUUAAUUCAUCUAUUGCUUCGACUGUUAUUGCUGACAUAAUUGGAAGCCAUCCAUCUACCCUUGGAAAAAAUGAUAAUGGCAUUUUGGCAAUGCAUUCCAUGCAUAAUACUGAUCAAGCGUCGCAAAUGCAAGAUUUAUAUGACGACGAAUUGUAUAAUAUAAAUAAUGAAAAUCAACCAUGUUAUGAACAAUGUGGUUCGUUGGCUCCUGAGGGGAUGUGUACUCCAGGUAUAAUUUCGCGCAUGAAAAUUCGUCCUUCCCAACCUCCCCCUGCCCCACCAUCCAAUGGAAGCAGAAAUGGUACCCCUGUAUCCUCUAAUGCGAAUACUCCAACACGUGGCCGAAAUAUUUCCAACAAUCGCGAUAUAUUGCCACCUCCACCACCCAUACCCGAGGGCGUAAUGAAUACAACAUCACCACCACGAACAAUUGCUGUAAUAAAUGGAACCAUUUCCAUGGAUAACAAUUUUGCCAAUAUGGUUAACGUUUCCCAGCAACCUAAUUACCAUGAUUUGCCGUCUUCAGCACAAUCGGAUCAUCAGCAUUCUAAAAAAUCGUCAACCAAUGUAGCUCCUCCACCGCCACCUCCACCGCCUCCACUUUUGCAGAGUGAAUUGGUACAACAAGGUUCUCAGCUGGAACUGAAAUCCCUGAAUGGAGAUAUUCAUAAGAGGAUUAUUAUUGAUGAAACUACUCAGCACGUGAUUAGUCAGAAAAGACAUUUGCCGCCAUUCUAUGACUCUCGUACUGAUCUUAUGAAAGCAAUACGUGACGGUAUAACUCUUCGGAAGGUUGAGAAAUCAGAACAAAAGGAGAUCGAAAGAAACACUGCUUUGCAUGAUGUAGCUUCAAUCUUGGCAAGACGUGUUGCCAUUGAACUUUCUGAGUCGGAAGAGUCAGAUACUGAUGACGAUAGUGAGGGAUGGAUGGAAUCAGUAGAAAAUUCAGGUUGAAAUCGGUUAUUAUAAUCAGCAAACUCGGAAAAACUUUAAAGCAGUGAAAACAAUUUAAUUAACUAUAACAAAUACAACUGUACACCUUUAACGAAUUAUAUUAUUUAAUCUUAA